Molecule: messenger RNA, 764 nt
Organism: Daldinia loculata
Lineage: Eukaryota; Fungi; Ascomycota; Sordariomycetes; Xylariales; Hypoxylaceae
Product: cytosolic large ribosomal subunit protein L30
Exons: 3
Coding region: 125-454 (109 amino acids)
Cellular component (GO): cytosolic large ribosomal subunit
Molecular function (GO): RNA binding; structural constituent of ribosome
Source: RefSeq, a predicted model, not a curated record
CCCCACUAGGACUUUCUGCAAAGAUAAUUAUUUUUUGCAUCCUCUUGGUGACUUCUACCCAUUCCUGACUACAACAUCAACUCGACACCGUCAACGAACAGUCAAUUCAUAUCCAACAGUCAAGAUGGCCCCCAAGAAGAACAAGAAGGAUGCCAACAGCAUCAACUCGCGUCUUGCGCUAGUUAUGAAGUCAGGAAAGGUCACUCUCGGUUACAAGUCUACCCUGAAGAGUCUGCGAUCCGGCAAGGCUAAGCUAGUCAUCAUCUCCGGAAACACUCCUCCUCUACGCAAGUCCGAGCUGGAAUACUACUCCAUGCUGUCCAAGGCCCCUGUUCACCACUUCUCCGGUACCAACAUUGAGCUGGGUACUGCCUGCGGUAAACUGUUCCGUUGCUCCACCAUGGCCAUCAUUGAUGCUGGUGACUCCGAUAUCCUCAGCGACCAACAGGCUUAGGUCUAGAUAAGGCAUCCUCUGACGGCGUUGGGGUUCAUUGGUUGGGAAAAGGUCAUCGUAGUUAGCCGUUCAUGAAUGAUGACGGCUGGUAUAAUACUACAUUAGGAAGCACAUUUGCGAGGCUCCACCUUGAGUCCUCUAGGUAGCCGGCUAGGUCAAUACUAAACGUCAGUCCAGACGAAGCUUACGGACUUCGGAAAUACUAUAAAUGAUACCCAGCAAUCCCUCUUCCUAGCGCUAUAGCUGAGAUUUGAAUGUUAUAAGUGAUAAUCAGUUGUGACUCGAGUAGUUGAUGCUGGCUGGACACAAU